AUAUGCUUUGUUGUUUUUCUUGACAACCAUGUAAACAUAUUUAUGAGAGUGUGUUUUCAUGGCAGCACAAACACGUCGGGCUUAUUGCAUUAAUAUUAAUUCCCUACCAAUAAAUUGAAUUUGUAAUAUGAUAUGCAUAUUUGCUUUUCCAUUUCAGCGCUUUACUUUUUUCUGUGUGUGUGUGUUUCAGGUGAUGGAGCUCAAAGGUCAGAUGCUUCACCUCCCGGAAUCCAACUCCAUCAUGUUUCUGGGCUCGCCGCGUGUUGAUAGGCUGGAGGAGCUCAUGGGGCGGGGCUUACAUCUGUCUGACAUCCCUAUUCAUGAUGCCACACGUGAUGUCAUUCUGGUUGGAGAACAGGCCAAAGCUCAGGACGGACUGAAGAAGCGCAUGGAUAAAAUCAAAGCCACCCUGGAGAAAACCCAUCAGGCUUUAGAGGAGGAGAAGCACAGAACAGUCGACCUGCUCUACUCAGCCAAGAAGGUCACCAUGCUGUUCUCUGACAUCGUGGGCUUCACGGCCGUGUGUGCUCAGUGCACACCAAUGCAGGUCAUCAGCAUGCUGAACGAACUCUACACGCGAUUUGACUACCAGUGCGGAAUACUGGACGUCUAUAAGAUUGAGACUAUCGGUGAUGCGUACUGCGUGGCAGGCGGGCUUCACAGGAAGAUAGACAGCCACGCUAAGCCAAUCGCGCUCAUGGCCCUGAAGAUGAUGGAGCUGUCAGAAGAAGUGCUGACGCCCGAUGGGAAGCCCAUCAAGCUGAGGAUCGGCAUCCACUCGGGCUCAGUGCUGGCUGGUGUCGUCGGUGUGAAGAUGCCACGCUACUGUCUGUUUGGAAACAACGUCACGCUGGCCAGCAAGUUUGAAUCGGGCAGUCACCCGCGCUGCAUCAAUGUCAGCCCUACUACAUACCAACUCCUGCGUGACGACCGUGCGUUCACCUUCAUCCCUCGCUCCCGGCAGGAGCUUCCCGACAACUUCCCCAAAGAGAUCCCGGGAAUCUGCUAUUUCCUGGAGGCGGGGAAAACCCAGAGCCACGCCUCUCUCACCAGCACUCGCUCCGCUCCCAUUCGGAAAGUGUCCUAUAACAUUGGGACCAUGUUUCUGCGGGAGACUAGCCUCUGAGACGGCCCCGCCCAUUCGCUAUGACAUCACGUCCUGUAGACUAGUGUUGCCUGUGGCAACUGGUUGCCCCGCCUCUCGAACGGAGCGUCGCCCUAGAGGCAUGACACCGAGGGGGCGGAGAAGAUGGCCCCGCCCCUGGCCCCGCCCUUUAAAGGAGCCAUGGAUAAUUGUGUUCUGAAAAUACAAUAAAAACAAAUAUAUAUAUAGAUAUAUAUUUCAAAUAAAGCCUUCUGCUCUAUGGCAUAGCCAAACAUACAUGGUGUACACAUGCAAAUACUACAGAUAAACUUAUGUAAAUGAACACAUUUUUUGCAGCAUUGCAGGUAAUAGAAUUCACAUGCAUAACUUUGGUGCCUUUACCUCCCAAACACACACACACUCCACAAACAUGCAUUUAUCACAUGCCGCCAUUAACCACUGUUAAAUCCUUAAUGUGUGUGUGAAUCCUGUAUUUACCAUCGUUAGAUCCCUUGUGUUUGUGUGUUUCCUACCAUUAACCACUGUUAGAUUGUGUGUGUGUGUGUGUGUGUGUGUGUGUGUGUGUGUGUGUGUGUGUGUUUGCCCUGUGUUUUGUGUGCAUUUUGUGUAUGUGGUUGAAUUUGUGUAAAGACUGAGGCCAUUUCGCACAUCUCACAUCUGUGGGAUGUUUUUAUUUUGGGUCUUAUAUUGGUAGCAGAAACGUAGCUGCGCGAAUGUGCAGAAUAUGCACUGUUAACUAAUUUAAAGGAAUCGUUCACCCAAAAAUGAAAAUUUGCUGAAAUAUUGCUCACCCUCAGGCCAUCCAUGAUGUAGAUGAGUUUGUUUAUUCAUCAGAUUUGUGGAAAUGUAGCAUUGCAUCAGUGU
Cyprinus carpio (common carp) is the source of this 1969-nucleotide messenger RNA. RefSeq names its product guanylate cyclase soluble subunit alpha-2-like. The record is from RefSeq and is a predicted model, not a curated record. Gene Ontology annotation, cellular component: guanylate cyclase complex, soluble. Gene Ontology annotation, molecular function: guanylate cyclase activity. Gene Ontology annotation, biological process: response to oxygen levels; cGMP biosynthetic process. NCBI's taxonomy places the organism in Eukaryota, Metazoa, Chordata, Actinopteri, Cypriniformes, Cyprinidae.